Messenger RNA from Sciurus carolinensis (gray squirrel), 935 nucleotides. It is a transcript of the gene Mrps12, whose product is annotated as mitochondrial ribosomal protein S12. NCBI's taxonomy places the organism in Eukaryota, Metazoa, Chordata, Mammalia, Rodentia, Sciuridae. Gene Ontology annotation, cellular component: ribosome; small ribosomal subunit. Gene Ontology annotation, molecular function: structural constituent of ribosome. The record is from RefSeq and is a predicted model, not a curated record. Gene Ontology annotation, biological process: translation. The transcript has 3 exons. The coding region runs from base 88 to 504 and encodes 138 amino acids.
CUCGGUAGCACCCGGAAAGGGUUUGAGGCGGAUUCAGCGUGUGUGCGUACCGUGCAAGGGUCGGUGAGGGACGCACCAGGCGGCGGGAUGUCCUGGUCUCGUCUUCUCCUUGGCCUCAACAGGUCCCUAAGUCGUGGCCUAGCCCUGGCACCCCAGCCCUGGGCCACCCGCUCCAUGGCUACACUGAACCAGAUGCACCGCCUGGGGCCUCCAAAGCGGCCACCUCCACGUCUGGGCCCCACUGAGGGCCGGCCACAGCUGAAAGGCGUGGUUCUGCGCACCUUCAUCCGCAAGCCCAAGAAGCCCAACUCGGCCAACCGCAAGUGCUGCCGCGUCCGACUCAGCACAGGUCGCGAGGCGGUCUGCUUUAUCCCCGGUGAGGGCCACAACCUGCAGGAGCACCACGUUGUCCUCGUGCAGGGUGGCCGCACCCAAGACCUGCCGGGAGUCAAGCUCAAGGUUGUACGGGGCAAAUACGACUGUGGCCACGUGCAGAAGAAGUGACCAGUGGGCAGGCAGAGGCUUGGAUGCCCUGCAGAGCCGGAAACCUUGUGGGCCUCCAGCAGGUCCUUGAAGGUCAGCUCCUCCUGUUCUCGAGGCAGCCAGUCCUGAUUGAAAGCCCACUCUGCCUCUCCCCUAGGACCACCACAGCCCAUAAGGGUCCCUGGGUGCUGGGGAAAAGGCAUCUCUCGGCACCCUUGGCUUCUGUCUAGUGUUGGCCUGAAGGGCCUCUUCUGCCAUCACCCGGAAGCACACAGGUCCCCAUGGUUGUGAUGUAACACCCCCCCUUGUGCAGCGUUUGCCCUCUGGUGUGGCUGGGGCAGCUGCCAUCCUCUCUGGACCUCCGUUUGCUCUUCCAAAAAAUAAUUCCAUUUGCAGUGUCCCCUCUGUUUUGUUUGGUGAAGAUUAAACUACGUGCUCUUGUGUGUAGCGCA